AUGACUCGCCCUGAAACUCAAGCUCCACCAGAAUUGUACUACAAUGAAUCAGAAGCUAUAAAGUACUCUAAAAGUAGCCGAAUUAUCGACAUUCAAACCAAGUUAACGGAGAGAGCGAUUGAGCUACUUUUGCUACCUCAACAUCCUUGUAUGAUUUUGGAUAUUGGGUGUGGAACCGGAAUUAGUGGUUCAGUUCUGGAGGAUCACAAUCACAUUUGGGUUGGAAUAGAUAUAAGUAUUGGUAUGCUAAAUGUAUUGGAUAUAUAUGAUGAUGAUUCAGAGUCUACUGGCGAUGCUUUACUUGCUGAUAUGGGUGAACUUUUAAGAUUCAGACCUGGUGUUUUUGAUGGAGCAAUAAGUAUUUCCGUUUUACAGUGGCUCUGUAAUGCCGAUAAAAAAUCACAUGAACCUUAUAAAAGACUUCUAGUUUUUUUUAAAUGGCUUUUUAACUCAUUAAAUAGAGGUUCAAGAGCAGUAUUCCAAUUUUACCCAGAUUCCCCUUCACAGGUAGAGAUGAUAACAUCAGCUGCCUUAAAGUCAGGGUUUGGAGGAGGAUUAGUAGUUGAUUUCCCUAACUCUUCAAAGGCAAAAAAAUACUAUUUGUGUUUAUGGGCAGGGUUUUAUUCCUCAGUACCUCAAACUCUUCCACAAGGCCUUACAGAAGAAAAUGAUGAAGAAAUGAAUUCGGUGAGUAAUUUAGGAAGAUCAAAAGACAAAUUAAAGACAAGGAAAAGGGGUAAUAAAAGAGAACAUAGGGUAAAGUCGAAGGAGUGGAUUUUAGAAAAGAAGAAUAUUCAGAGACUUAAAGGUUUUGAAGUUCGACCGGACUCCAAAUAUACUGGAAGAAAGAGAAGGAGUGGGUUUUAA
This is a messenger RNA of Cryptosporidium ubiquitum, 867 nucleotides long. Its product is annotated as hussy-3 like methyltransferase. Gene Ontology annotation, molecular function: rRNA (guanine) methyltransferase activity. Bases 1 to 867 code for a protein of 288 amino acids. The record is from RefSeq and is a predicted model, not a curated record. The transcript has 2 exons. Lineage: Eukaryota; Apicomplexa; Conoidasida; Eucoccidiorida; Cryptosporidiidae. Gene Ontology annotation, biological process: rRNA (guanine-N7)-methylation. Gene Ontology annotation, cellular component: nucleolus.